GCCCCAAAGCAGCAGCGCUGUCGAGUGUCCGAAGCUUGAACUUCACUCCUCCCUCCCUCUAUCUCCUUCUCUCUCUCUCUCUCUCUCUCCACUCGCAUAUCCAGAAAUAGAGGGAGCUUGAGUACCCCCCCGUGAGAAGCUUUUAAUGACCAGUGACCACCUGCUGCUACUGACCCUCUCCCUCUCUCUCUCUCUCUCUGAGGUGGCUAAGCCUUUCUUGGAUUCCAAAGCGCAACUGAAACGAGCAACAGAGCCAUUCCUUCCUCCUUCCUCUCUCUCUCUCUCUCUCUCUCUCUCUUUCCUUACACAUUCACACACAUUUAUUUGCCUUUGCUUCUUGAUAAAGCCCAGGAGAAAGAACAAGGGGUGUUUCUCUCUCGUUGAGCUCCCGUUGUUCGGAUCUGUCAAGCCGCGUUUCCCCUGCUUCAAUUCUUGAGUCAUGAGUAAAGAAGAGAUUUUGAAGAUCCAGACCUGCGCGCUUAAAGUGAAUAUCCACUGUGAUGGGUGUAAGCAGAAGAUCAAGAAAAUCUUGCAGAAGAUUGAUGGUGUGUUCAAAAUCGCCAUAGACUCAGAACAGGGCAAAGUGACGGUUGCAGGGACUGUAGACCCGGCUUUGCUCAUCAAGAAGCUGGUGAAAUCAGGAAAACAUGCAGAGGUAUGGGGUGCUCAAAAGCCCAACAACAGUAACAAGAACAACAAUCAGAGCCUUCUCAACAACCAGCUCAAGAACAUGCAAAUCGACAAUGGCAAAGGUGGUGGUGGCAACAACAAGGCCCAAAAGGGUGGGAACAACAACAGCAUCAGCAACAGCAACCAGCCAAAGGGAGGUCAACAUCAACAAGUUCCAAACUUGCAACAGCUCCAACAGCUCCAGCAGCUCCAGCAGCUCCAACAGAUCAAAGGGUUUCAAGAUCUGAAGCUGCCUCCUCAGUUCAAGGACCUGAAUAUGCCUUUCAAGGACCAGAGCCAGAGCCAGAGCCAGAAGACAGUGAAGUUCAAUUUGCCUGUGGAGGAUUUGGGUGAUGAUGAUUUUGAUGAGUAUGAAGACGACGACGACGAUGACUAUGAAGAUGAGUACGAUGAUGCUCUGGAUGAUGCACACCACGCUCUCAGUAAAACGAAGCCCGUGAUGGGGAGUGGUCAGGGGCUCCUGGGUCAAAAUUUCAUGUUCAAUGGGAUGAUGAAUGGUAAUAAUCCACAGAUGAUGAAUGUGCAGAAGGGAGGGAAUGCUGGUGGAAAUGUAGGGAACAAUGGAUAUAAUGGCAAGAAAGGCAGUGGGGGCGGCGGUGGCAGUGGCGGAGGUGGAGGUGCGGGGAUGCCUGCUCAGAUGAGUGGUGGUGGAAGUGGUGGUAAGAAAGGAAAAGGUGGCGGUGGUGCCGGAGGAAAUCAAAACCAAGCUGGUGGAGGUGGAGGGAAAAAUGGAGGUGGGGGAUUGCCUCAAGAUGCCAGAACUGGUAAUAAUGGUGGUGGUGGUGGGUCUAAUAACAAGAGUGGUCAGAAUGGUGGUCAUAAUGUCAACAGUAAUGGCAAAAAGGGAGGAGGAGGAGGAGGAGUGGGCAGCGGCGGGGGGGAGGAGGAAAGUGAAGUGUUGAACUCUAUGAUCCAUGGUAAUUUCCACAAUGGGGGACCAAAAGGCAUGGCCAUGGGAAAUGGAAAUUUAGGGCAAAUGAGUGGAAUGAACAUCCCGAUGGGCCAAAUGGGCAAUCUAUCCAUGGGUCAAAUGGGCGGCAUCCCGGCCGUCCAUGGCCUGCCCACUGGUGGAGCUGGUGGCGGCCCUUACUUCCAGGGCACCACCGGCCAGGCGGCGGUCAUCCCUGGCAACCCGUAUUUCCAACAGCAGCAACAGCAGCAACAGCAGCCACUGCAGCAGCAGCAGCAGCAGCAACAGCAACAGCAGCAGCAGCAGCAGCAGCAGCAGCAACAACAAUACUUAGCGGCCCUUAUGAAUCAACAACGGGCAAUGGGCAACGAGCGGUUCCAACCCAUGAUGUACGCCCGGCCGCCUCCGGCCGUCAGCUACGCCCCACCUUACCCAUAUCCGUACCCACACCAGUACCCACCACCGGGGGAUCAGUUCACCCACUUCUUCAGCGAUGAGAACACAGGAAGUUGCAACGUGAUGUGAGGGAGAGUUCCUGAAAGAGAAGUGGCGCAGCCUGUGGCGAGCGGUUCUGCUGUUAGACAAUGAGGAUCGUGCAAGAUGGAAAAUGGGUUUUGAUCAGUGACCAUGACCGGAAGAAAGCUCACUGAAGCUGCUUGUCGGUGGGGGACCUUCUUCAUCAUGAAAUCGAAGGUGCUGGUUUAAUUAAUGACGAAGUGCUAGUGAACUUUUGAGGACUUGGGAGCUGCUGCUUAAAGGAUAUAUGCUUUGCUUUGUUCAUAUAAUGUUUAUAUAUGCUGCGAACAGAAUAAGAUGUUUUUGUGACAGGGGAAGUUGCGGUAAAAAAGUACCCAAGUACCCAUCUCUAUUUCAAAACUUCAAUGUUUCCUGCAAUUGAUCAUAUGCCAACAUGUCAUUCUAGCAGAG
Messenger RNA from Eucalyptus grandis, 2527 nucleotides. RefSeq names its product heavy metal-associated isoprenylated plant protein 32. Gene Ontology annotation, molecular function: metal ion binding. The record is from RefSeq and is a predicted model, not a curated record. Lineage: Eukaryota; Viridiplantae; Streptophyta; Magnoliopsida; Myrtales; Myrtaceae.